UGUCAAACACGGAGAUUGUACGUUUUAUUGCCGGCAGAUAAGCCAACUUUGGUCCGUCAUCGUCGGGGGCGUAUAGAUACAAUCGCGCACAGUUUUCAUUAUAAAUCCUAAUCUUCCUAGCACGGCGCCGAGCUCGCGAACCACUCAUGUUGCGUUUUUCACAUUUCCUGUUCGUGGUUUUUGCCGCGACCGUGCUUUGCACGGAUAAGGAUUCCGACACUGGCAGCAAUUUCGCGAUUGAGCUGAACACCAACAACUUCAAGGAUGCCAUCGCGGAAAAGAAUCACUUUGUGAUGUUCUACGCUCCAUGGUGUGGACAUAGUAGAAAAUUAUUUCCAAUAUGGGAACAAUUGGCAGAAACGUUCAAUUUGAGGACCGAUCCACGCGUUGUAAUCGCUAAAGUCGACUGUACAGAAAAUCAUGAGCUUUGUGUGCAAAACGUAGUAACUGGUUAUCCCACUUUGAAAUUCUUCAAACCGAACGUGGAAGAAUCAACUAAAUUCAAAGGUACUCGCGAUUUACAAACAAUCACAAACUUCAUAAAUGAACUAUUGGGUGAUGGAAAACCAAGCGCCGAUGAGGAAUCAGAGGAAUGCAAUGAUGGGGAAGCUGUACACUUACCUAUUGAAUUGACUGAACAGACAUUUGACAAACAUGUGGCAAGUGGAAGACAUUUCGUCAAAUUCUUCGCCCCAUGGUGCACUUAUUGCCGGGCAAUGGAGCCAGCGUGGAACGAAUUGGCACAGUCCAUGGGUAAGGAUAGUGCAGUAUCGAUAAGUCAACUUGAUUGCACUAAACACAGAACAAUUUGCCAGAACUUCGAAGUGAAGGGCUACCCUACACUUUUAUGGAUUGAAAAUGGGCAAAAAGUUGAAAAGUAUUCAGGCGGACGGAGCCUCGACGAUUUCAAGGCUUACGUAAAUAAAAUGGUUGGGCCAUUCCCCAAACAAACUCCCAAACCCUCGCAAUCCGACUCAACGAGCGUCGUGAUUCUGUCCAGCGAUAAUUUCAAAAAGGUGAUCGAGAAGGGGGUGACCUUCGUGAAGUUCUACGCGCCAUGGUGUGGCCAUUGCCAGAAAAUGUCACCCAUCUGGGAGGAGCUGGCCAUUAAAUUGAUCGGCAAACAGAACGUGAAGAUCGCUAAGGUCGACUGUACACUCCCAGCAAACAAGGAAUUGUGCAUGAAUCAGCAAGUCGAGGGCUUCCCCACGCUUUACAUCUACAACAACGGAGAGAAGGUGAUCGAAUACAAUGGUAACCGGCAGCUGAGCGACAUGUAUGAGUUCGUCCUGCGGCAUGCGGCCAAGCACGAUGAAUUGUAAAGAAAGAUAUUAGAUGUUUUGUGAGGUCUUGUGUUGUAUCGUUGAGGUGCGAGGAGGUCGCGUCUUUCAUCUCUUCGAAGCUGCACAAAGUGCUUUUAUUUUUAUUUCGUGUAAUUUCGUUUUGUUUUUCCAUUUUGUUGCUUGUAAACUUGUGCCCGGGGUGUGCAUGCGUGCACGCACGGUUUGAAAUGUUGAAUGGAAAAGGAAAUGCGAAAUUCCUUUGAAGGCAACAACAAACGAACAAAUUAUUGUAAAUUUAGAAAUUUCAAAAUUUCACUUGGGAAUUGUCAUUGUGUAAGCGAUAGAUAUUAUUCGUUGUAGUUUAGAAUUGAAGCUUCAUUUGAUCAGUUUAAGGACGUUAUCCCUUCCGAGAAAAAUCAAGAAAAGACAUUGCGACUUCUCUCAGUUCACUAUCGAAAUAAGUGUUAAAUUCUAAGUGUUUAGUACUGGAAUUAGUUGGUAAUUAUUAAUUGGAAGCUGAUAAAUAAAAUGUACUGAGUGGAA
Molecule: messenger RNA, 1826 nt
Organism: Hermetia illucens (black soldier fly)
Lineage: Eukaryota; Metazoa; Arthropoda; Insecta; Diptera; Stratiomyidae
Gene: prtp
Product: thioredoxin domain-containing protein 5 homolog
Exons: 6
Coding region: 147-1322 (391 amino acids)
Biological process (GO): protein folding
Cellular component (GO): endoplasmic reticulum
Molecular function (GO): protein disulfide isomerase activity
Source: RefSeq, a predicted model, not a curated record